AUGGCCAUGGGACAGACAAAGGCUGUGGGUAGCCCCCUGGUCAUGGAUCCUACCAGCAUCUGCAGGAAGGCCAGGCGGCUAGCAGGACGGCAGGCUGAGCUGUGCCAGUCAGAGCCGGAAGUGGUGGCAGAGCUCGCCCGGGGCGCAAGGCUGGGGGUCCGAGAAUGUCAGUUCCAGUUCCGUUUCCGACGCUGGAACUGCUCCAGUCACAGCAAGGCCUUUGGGCGCGUCUUGCAGCAGGACAUCCGAGAGACAGCCUUCGUGUUUGCGAUUACCGCAGCCGGCGCCAGCCACGCGGUCACGCAGGCCUGUUCCAUGGGCGAACUCCUGCAGUGUGGAUGCCAGGCACCCCGUGGGCGAGCACCGCCUAGGCCCUCUGGCCUUCUGGGCACUCCUGGACCUCCAGGGCCAACAGGUUCCCCAGAUGCCAGCGCGGCCUGGGAGUGGGGAGGCUGCGGAGACGAUGUGGACUUCGGGGAUGAGAAGUCAAGGCUCUUUAUGGAUGCCCAGCACAAGCGGGGACGUGGAGACAUCCGGGCACUGGUGCAGCUGCACAACAAUGAGGCAGGCAGGCUGGCGGUGCGGAGCCACACGCGCACCGAAUGUAAGUGCCACGGCCUUUCGGGUUCGUGCGCGCUGCGCACCUGCUGGCAGAAGCUGCCUCCGUUCCGCGAGGUGGGCGCACGGCUGCUGGAACGCUUCCACGGCGCCUCGCGCGUCAUGGGCACCAACGACGGCAAAGCCCUGCUGCCUGCCGUCCGCACGCUCAAGCCUCCCGGCCGAGCCGACCUCCUCUACGCCGCCGACUCGCCCGACUUCUGCGCCCCCAACCGGCGCACCGGCUCGCCCGGCACGCGCGGCCGCGCCUGCAACAGUAGUGCCCCGGACCUCAGCGGCUGCGACCUGUUGUGCUGCGGUCGCGGACACCGCCAGGAGAGCGUACAGCUCGAGGAGAACUGCCUGUGCCGCUUCCACUGGUGCUGCGUGGUGCAGUGCCACCGCUGCCGCGUGCGCAAGGAGCUCAGCCUGUGCCUCUGACUCGCCGCUGCCUGCCUGGGAACUGCGCGCCAGCCGCCUCUUGGCAAUCUGCAGGACCACUGGAUUCCAGCAGGGGGCGCUGUCUGGGCCCAGCUGCUCCCUAGGAAAUAUACAUAUCUAGGCCUUGGGGAAACUACAGGGGCUGGGAGCUUGAGGUUUACACCUGCCCGCCCAGGCCUGAGGACCCUGCUCCUCCUGCAUCCCCCCAGAAGGGCCCUCUGCUGCGGGAGACUAUGCGGGCUCUUCUCCCUCCCUUUGGCCUCCCAGAUGGAAAUAAAAAAAGCCAGACUCUGGCCUCUGGA
Peromyscus eremicus (cactus mouse) is the source of this 1340-nucleotide messenger RNA. RefSeq names its product Wnt family member 6 (gene Wnt6). Bases 1 to 1038 code for a protein of 345 amino acids. Gene Ontology annotation, biological process: neuron differentiation; canonical Wnt signaling pathway; cell fate commitment. Gene Ontology annotation, cellular component: extracellular region. NCBI's taxonomy places the organism in Eukaryota, Metazoa, Chordata, Mammalia, Rodentia, Cricetidae. The transcript is spliced from 4 exons. The record is from RefSeq and is a predicted model, not a curated record. Gene Ontology annotation, molecular function: cytokine activity; frizzled binding.